AUGAUUUACCACAGUGAAACUGAUGGUCCUCACACGCCUGCUGCGAGCAAAUCCGCGGGCUCCGCUGUGUGGCACUGUCGCCUUUCCACCGUUAUGGCACUGUUACUGUUCUCAAAUGUUCUUCCAGCGCACUCAGAGGGAAACAUAAAGGUGAAGGUUUACUCUUUUCUCUCCCUACAAAGGUUGCCUCUGAGGCUAACUGAAGCAAUAAAUGCCGGCCUCAAUGCGUCAUUUGCCGCUCGCCAGUGGACUGUGGCACCCAAUGUAACGGUGCAGGUUGUGCCGCCUCCCCCUAACAACGUUUCAUUUAUGGAAACACUGCAUGAUACCAUAAACCAAAAUAAAGGUAAGUUUAUUAUAAUUAUCGGGCCAAUGGGCGAUGUUGAAACAUUACACGCACUUCCAUUGCUGGAGCGGGAAGAUCUGGUUGCCUUCGCUCCUAUAACCGGUUCCGACUCUGUACGUGGAUGGAAUCCCAACAUAUAUUUUAUCCGCGCUUCACCCACUGCCGAGCUUAUUGCAUUGGUCCGGUAUGCUGUCAGCCAACUGCGCCUGCUUCGGAUUGGAUUUAUGUAUCUUCAGGACAUUUCGUUUGGUGACAGAGAGCAUGAACAUGCAGUAGAGCUGUUCUCUCAUAUGGGUCGUGAGCUGUGCGGUGUGUUUACUGUAAAAAGCUCAAUGGAAGCUUUUGCUGACGACAGAGCCUUCGAAGCGGCGUGGGAAGCGUUUGCGAAGACGCGGCCUCAGGGCGUAAUUUUAUUUGCACCACCAGCAGCAAGAGACACUGUUAAAUUUAUUACCAAGAUGGUAGCUGACAAACGUACACGCGACGCUUACGUACUGGCUCCCUCGGCACUAGAGUUCGUAGUUGAAGUGACGUGGCGCUUUGCACUAGCGGCGGCUGGUAAACAAUUGAAGCCGGGACAGGUAAUAUUGACUGGAACAAAUCCACUAGCAGCAGACAUACGAUACCAAGCAAUCAGGCGCUUUCAGGAUCACAUGAGGUCGUACCUGAGCGCUAAUCCUGGAGUGACUGUUUUCAAUGGCACGGAUAACUUCCACCACGACGACGUGGAUGGGGAGCUUAUGGUGUAUGGGUGGAUUGCGGGAGAAGUGCUGUCCCAGGCGCUAAGUAGUCGGGAGUGGCUAACAAGCAGGAAGGCAUUCAUGGAGUCACUGUAUAACCAGCGCCGUUAUGUUAUUGACGACCUUGUGAUUGGUGAUUUUGGUGGAGACUGCAAAGGUGGGGCCGGUGAGCGAGGAGCAGCAUGCAACUGUAAUCAGGGAGGAAGUGUGGUAUACGUAAAGCAGUUUGCAGAAAAUUACAAACUUCUACCAGCAAAGAACCCGGUGAAAGUAAUACAACAUGGAAUGUGCGAUGCCGAUGGCAUCAUCCUUUAUGCACCACUUAACGGAUUAUUUAUCCUCAGCAAUGAAUCUCAUCGAAAAAAAAAAAUCAAUCGCGAAAUUCAUAAAUCAGCAUCAGCUACCAAUCGCAACGCCGAUAUGACACAAUUUCACCGACUUUUCUUUCAUUCAAUGGCAUCAUCCUCAGCGGAAAGUGCCAGAACAUUGCAGCAUCAGCUUGACACAAGGAGUGUGACGGCUGUGUUUGGUGUCGUUGAUGAUGCGAUGCUGUCCAUUGCCGAAGUUGCCUUCGUUGACCCCGUAAUGCUUACACCACGCCUGCAUCAUCGUGGCAAAAACGUGAUUCAACUUUCACCCACACUCGAGCAGCAGUUGUUUGUUGUUGUGGGUUACGUGACAAACACAAGUGCCAGCGCCCCUAUGUCUGCCAUCGUACGUGGAGCUGAUGCCACCAUCAUUGAGGUCGCACUGCGGAAGAUUGUUUGGAUGCACGGCGGAACACUGCAAACGGUAGCUGUGCUGGAUGACAAUGCCACCCUUGUUGGGCGCCUGCCAAACCGUGGGAAUGCGUUUGUUAUUGGUCUUGCCCCCGGUGACCCUUCCUUGCUCGCAGCGCACCUGGAUCGCAACCCAGAUGUGCGUGUGCUCAUCCCAUUCUUCGACGUUGCCCUGAUGUAUGAUGAGCUGGUCAGCGCAUUCAAUGGUAACCCGAACGCUGAGCGUGUGCAGUUCGCGACAAGUUUACCUCACUGGGCAGACGCCAAUACGUCAUCAGAGAUCGUAAGAGAAUUUCAUACCGCAUUGCCAGACUCAUCAGCAUGGAAGCCGCUGCCGUUGCUGGGGUACGCUGCUGCACGGUUUGCUCAAGCCGUCCUCCCACGCAUGGAGUAUGUGACACCCAAAACGCUGCUUGACACCAUCUACAUGCAAUCUAUCAUUACCGCGGAUGAAAUGCGGUACGGUCCUUUUGAAGAGGAAGAGGAGAAGGAGUGCUUCACAGCCAAUGACCCAGUCCCUGAACAAGGAGAGGUGUGUGUCGUGAACUAUGGCGCAACGCGUAUUUCCAUGUGGUCACUGGCACGUGCAUUAAAUGCCUCCGUACCGCCAUUAACCUCGCCCGUCACGCCAUUGAUACGCUACGCUGAUCCUAACGCCAUUAAGUUGUCGUCCGCACAACUUGCCGGAGUUAUUGUUGGUUCCCUCGUCGCCUUGGCUUUGUUUGCUGCGCCUCUGGUGGUGGUGCUCUAUGUUCUGCGCCGUGGUGCGCGUGACAAUGACAGUGCUCCCAAGGAGCCGGUGGAGCCCGUAACGCUAAUCUUUACUGACAUAGAGAGCAGCACAGCGCAGUGGGCAGCACACCCUGAGCUGAUGCCUGAUGCCGUGUCAACACACCACCGUCUUAUCCGCUCACUCAUCGUACAGUACGGAUGCUAUGAGGUAAAGACUGUCGGGGACUCGUUUAUGAUUGCUUGUAAAAAACCUUUUGCUGCUGCACAGCUUGCGUCCGACUUACAGCGGUGCUUCCUGCGCCAUGAGUGGGGCACCACAGCAUUCGACGAUUCGUAUCGUGAGUUUGAGAGGCAGCGUGCAGAUGACGAUAACGAAUACAAGGCACCGUCCGCACGGUUGGAUCCUGAGGUUUAUCGCCAACUGUGGAAUGGGUUGCGCGUGCGUGUCGGGGUCCACACUGGUCUUUGCGAUAUCCGUCAUGACGAAGUGACAAAAGGCUACGAUUACUACGGGCGAACAUCAAACAUGGCAGCGCGAACAGAAAGUGUGGCUAAUGGUGGUCAGGUGCUGCUGACGCGCGCGGCAUAUCUUUCGCUAAGCAAUUCAGAGCGUGGGCAACUUGACGUGACAGCUCUUGGAUCCAUGUCGUUGCGUGGCGUCCCUGAGCCUGUUGAAAUGUACCAACUAAACGCUGUAGUCGGACGGUCCUUCGCAGCACUGAGGUUGGACCACGAAGCUGGCGAGGACGGGGAUCUGUCAAGCACUUCCUUCAGCGAUACGGGAUCCUUACGUGGAUCAAUCAACGCGUCGGCACAGAAAUUCUCGAUAUCGAUUAAAGCAGUUUUUGGUGCGUUCGCUCCUGCACACCAACAGCAGCUAUUGAUGCCUUUAUGCGAGCGCUGGCAGGUGAGCCUCCCGCCGUCAUCGAAAGCCACGUGGAAUGAGGAAUAUUGCGAAGGAGUUAUACGGCGUAUUGCAGUGAAAGUGGGUCGAGUUGCGGAUCACUGUGCAGCAAGUGGCAGUGAGCACUCUGUCAGCACACUCGGGAGUGCGUCACUCAUUAUAAUUUCUAAUCAUGGAUUGGAGCGUGAACUUCACGGGAAUUAA
Trypanosoma brucei brucei TREU927 is the source of this 3705-nucleotide messenger RNA. RefSeq names its product receptor-type adenylate cyclase GRESAG 4, putative. The record is from RefSeq and is a predicted model, not a curated record. Gene Ontology annotation, biological process: cyclic nucleotide biosynthetic process; intracellular signal transduction. The transcript has a single exon. The coding region runs from base 1 to 3705 and encodes 1234 amino acids. Lineage: Eukaryota; Euglenozoa; Kinetoplastea; Trypanosomatida; Trypanosomatidae.